GCGUUAUAAGUUCUUUUUCAAAGAAAACAUCAUUCAUUAAGAGAAAGAGAGUUACACCAUUCCCCGCUGUUUACACGAACGGAAAAGAAAUCGGAAAAUUUCAGUUUACAUUUUCCAUUUUAUUUUUGUUUUGAUUUUUUUUUUCUUUGCUUUUUCCUCUUUCAUAAAUAAGUAGUUGGCAUUUAGCACGCGCAUAAAACCGCAAAUUCAUAAAUCUCAAUUCUGUGAAAGUACCAACGUCGUAUAUGUUUUACUUGCGUCAUAUUACGUGAACUUUAAGCAUCCAUAUUUUUUAUAAAUAUUUUAUGUGUGAUUCAGCGUAUAUUUUGACACAAUAAAUCAGAUAUUAUGUUCAAAGUGUCACAAGAGAUUUACCUAAAUUCUAGUGAUUCGGCAAAUUUGAGCAAUAUUUAUGGGACAUACAAAAAAUCUGAAAAUGACGGUUCUUAUGCGAUAAACGAGCGCAAAGUGUUUGUUUCACCAGAGGUGUCGGACACAAAAAAAAUUUCGAUUCUUCACUUUCCCACCGAUCCUCUGCAGAUCAAUCAAGUUUGUGAAUUUAUUGUUAAGAAAAAUGAUGCCAGAGGAAAUGUCGAAGCCCAGCUAAUAGCGCCGAGUGGUAAGAAAACCAUUUUACACCUUCAUCCAACCGACCCUGACAGACUAACUGUUCGUAUUGUUCCACUGGAAACCGGAAGUCAUAAGAUACAUGUUCGCUUCAAUGCUGUAGAGAUCCCUCAAUCACCUCUUCAGUUUGACGUUUGUGAUGAAAGCCAGUCGUUCGCACAUAAACUUCCGGUAUUUAGUUCUGAUGCGAGCAAAGUCACAUAUCGCGGAAUUGGCAUUCAGAGCAUAAGCCUUCACGACAAGAAUGAAUUCUAUGUGGAUGCGUCCAAAGCUGGAAAUAACAUAUUAUUCAUUGGCGUUUGCGGUCCGAGAGGACAGUGCGAAGAGGUGGCUGUGAAACAUCUAGGCCAAAAUAACUAUUAUGUGACCUAUCGUGUUCAAGAUCCUGGACAAUACUUGAUUGCCGUCAAAUGGGGCGAUGAACAUGUCCCAAACUCACCAUUUUCACUGGAAACAAACUAACCAAUGACAGUUAGUGCGGCUAUGUAAAGUAAAAUUUUUGUCGAUGUAUUAUUAGGACUAGAUAUUGUUAAAAUAAAUAGCGAAAUUAUGUGUACAGAAA
Molecule: messenger RNA, 1189 nt
Organism: Bradysia coprophila
Lineage: Eukaryota; Metazoa; Arthropoda; Insecta; Diptera; Sciaridae
Product: filamin-A-like
Biological process (GO): actin cytoskeleton organization
Molecular function (GO): actin filament binding
Source: RefSeq, a predicted model, not a curated record